Molecule: messenger RNA, 1544 nt
Organism: Rubroshorea leprosula
Lineage: Eukaryota; Viridiplantae; Streptophyta; Magnoliopsida; Malvales; Dipterocarpaceae
Source: the annotation of a GenBank genome assembly
AAAAAAAAAGAAAAAUCCUCCAUAAUGGUAACGGUUAAAAAGACAGUUACCGGGUAUUGGCGGUAACGUAGCGGAGACCAAAAAGAAAAACGGAGCGGAGCUGCCGAGGGCACGAGGGAAGAAGAAAUGACAGCAGCGACGGUGACGCCGCCGUGCGGAAUUCAUGUGUUUGGCUCUACUUCUUUCAAUCUUCCUAGGUUGGUCACGGGCUCGCCUCACCGGUUUAGAAAUUGCGCCUUUUGGACUGAGAAGAGGAACAAGUACAAACUCUCAUCGAGAACAUCCUCUUCUCCCAUCGCGGCGGCUUUGCCUUUUGACCUCUCACCCCCUCCCAUCGAUCACGACUUCUUAGAUACAGUGACAGUUGCGGGGGCAAAGGUAUCUGAGGAUGGGAUUAUUGAAACAUUUGAUAAUGAUGAGGAAGCAUUAGAUGCAUUUGACAAUGGGGUUGUGGUUGUGGAUCUCUCACAUUUUGGGCGACUAAGAGUCAGUGGAGAUGAUCGCAUUCAGUUUCUUCACAACCAAAGUACUGCAGAUUUUGAAUGCCUCCAAGAAGGACAGGGAUGUGACACGGUUUUUGUUACACCAACAGCAAGGACAAUAGAUAUUGCUCAUGCAUGGAUGAUGAGAAAUGCAAUUCUUUUGGUCGUUUCACCAAUGACCUGUCAAUACAUCACUGAAAUGCUGAAUAAGUAUGUGCAUCAGUCUUCUUGUCUUUGAUUCAUUUGGGUACGCAUCUUUGGUGUUUCAUUAUAAAUAUCAUUUUGCAUACAAGUAUGCUCGCACUUUCGUCCUGGAUGGCUUUGUCAAAGGAAUCAAAGUCUUCCCUCUCAGGGAAUGUGUCCCAGCAUUUAGAGGGUCACAAGUCACAACAUUAUAUCCGACUACAUAACCUUUACAUGCUAUUAGCUGCUAUCAGGAGAGAGGAAUGCUACUCAGAGAGGAGACAGAUUUUUGUUAACUAUUCUUAGUUGCUUUGCUUCUUAUGGUCCAACAAAAAACAAACUAAACUGAUUAUAUUUGAAAUUUGAUUAAUGUAGUAAAUGCACAAAUCUUACAUUAUUUUCAGUUAAGUUGAGCUGAAUUGCCCAUUUUAAAUGCUGGAGAGCUCCUGAACUUACUAAACUAUCAAAAGAGAAGAAAAGGAGAAAAAUGAAAAAAGGAGAAAAAUGAAGUAAAUAAUUUUUAACAUGCUUGCUUAUGGUACCCAGCCAUUCCCUGUAGGUACAUUUUUUUCGCUGACAAGGUAGAGAUCCAAGACAUUACCAAGCAGACUUGCUUUUUCGCCCUUGCAGGUCCAAAAAGCAACCAAGUGCUGGAUAAUUUGAAUCUUAGUGAUCUUAUUGGGCAACCAUACGGCACAAAUCGACAUUAUAGUGUGAAUGGUACACCUAUAACAGUUGGGGUUGGAAGCAUCAUUUCUGAAGAGGGUUUUUCAUUGUUGAUGUCACCUGCCAUUGCUGGAUCACUUUGGAAAACACUUCUAUCUCAAGGUGCCAUUCCAAUGGGUUCCAAUGCUUGGGAAAAACUAAGGGUUACUCAAG